This is a messenger RNA of Acanthosepion pharaonis, 930 nucleotides long. The record is from the annotation of a GenBank genome assembly. NCBI's taxonomy places the organism in Eukaryota, Metazoa, Mollusca, Cephalopoda, Sepiida, Sepiidae.
AUGUUUUCAUUUCUUCUUUUUCUCUUCCUUUCUCCUCUUCUUUUUCCACUUUUUUCUCCUCUUCUUUUUCUACUUUCUUUCUCCUCUUCUUUUUCUUUUCUCCUCUUCUUUUUCUUUUUCUUCUUUUUCCUUUCUCCUCUUCGCUUUCUACUUCCUUUCUCUUCUUUUCUUUUCCCUUCUCUUACUCUUUCUCUUCCUUCAGUAUCUCUCAUUCUUUCUCUUUCCCUUUCGCCUCUUUUACUCAUUUUCUCUUCCUUUCUCUCUCUUUCUCUCUCUCUCUCUCUCUCUCUCUGUAAAUAUCACUCCUUUCUUUUAUUUGUACUUUUUCUUCAACAAAGUCCCCCUCCUCCUCUUCUUCUUCCUCCUCCUCCUCCUCCUCCUCCCAUUUAUUGUUUUUUAUUAUUUGCUCGCUAUCUUUUCUUUUCUUUUCUUUUCCGCUUCAAUUUUUAUCAUUUUUCUACACCUUCUCUUUCUCCACCUUUUCUGACGAGACCUCAAAAGAAUUAUUUCCUCUUCCUUCAUAGAUAUUUCCUUCCAAUUCUUUCUCUUCCUUCUCCUCUUCCUUUCGUUCUGCUACCUUCUUUUCUCUCCUCAACUUUCGCUCUUCUUCUUCUUCUUCUUCUUCUUCUUCUUCUUCUUCUUCUUCUUCUUCUUUUGCUUUCGUUUUUAAGUAACCAGCCUUUUCGCAAAACUCGACGUUGCACAAUCUUCAUCCACUACUUUCGAUGCUUUUUUCUCCAUGCCCCCACCCCGGCCCCUCCUGUUCUGGUUCAGCUCUUUCGAUGUCUCACACGACCCUUCUCUUGCAUUUUAUUUUCUCUUUACCUUCCAACGCACCUCUUCUCGUCCAUCCCCCGGGCAUCAACCCCCUUCUCGUCCAGCCAAGAUACACACUUUAACAAGCCGAGCACAAAAACUCAACCAUCCUGA